Archocentrus centrarchus (flier cichlid) is the source of this 4213-nucleotide messenger RNA. It is a transcript of the gene ccr7, whose product is annotated as chemokine (C-C motif) receptor 7. The transcript has 3 exons. The coding region runs from base 1929 to 3062 and encodes 377 amino acids. Gene Ontology annotation, biological process: positive regulation of cytosolic calcium ion concentration; calcium-mediated signaling; G protein-coupled receptor signaling pathway. Gene Ontology annotation, cellular component: membrane; external side of plasma membrane. The record is from RefSeq and is a predicted model, not a curated record. Gene Ontology annotation, molecular function: chemokine (C-C motif) ligand 19 binding; C-C motif chemokine 19 receptor activity; chemokine (C-C motif) ligand 21 binding. Lineage: Eukaryota; Metazoa; Chordata; Actinopteri; Cichliformes; Cichlidae.
AUAAGAACAGAAUUCAAACACGGGCUGAGUCUGCGUACAGAUUUGAUUUGAUUGUAGAUGUCCUGUUUUAGGAUCAUAUUUUAAUGCUUAUACAACAGGGAAAAAAAAUAAUCCAGGAAUAAAGUUUGAUCUGAGAAUCUGUAUUUAUUACCGACACUCAUCGUGGAAACACAGAGACUUCAGCUGCUCCUGGAAGCCUUUACACGCUCCUGCUCUCCCCGCAGAGGUCCGAGGAUCUUUCAGGAAUGGGGACGCUAUUUUCUGGAGACUUGAUUGGUCAGUAGGCGGUGAUUUCAUACCUGCUGGUCUCUAACCAUGUGGUAAGAAGUGGCCCUCUUCAUCGUUCUGGAAACCCGGGGUUGAUCCUGAAGUUACCUGGAUAAGUCCUCUGAAGUUUUUGGGAUUGCUGUAACUGGUUCGUUUAGAUUUUUUUUCAGCCUAAUGAUGAUAAAUAUAAUAAUAAAAGAUGACCUCAUUCAUUUGCAUCAAAAUCACAUUGACAGUUUUGGUGAAACACUCAGAAUCAACUCCAGAGUUUGUCAUUGAAUAUUGACAUUUAUAAUUAUGAGCCUCUGAAAGUGGAUGACUGUGUAUAAAAAUGUCAUUAAACAGCAAAUACAAUCUGUUUAAAUCGUUGACUUAAAGCUGAGAGUGUGCUGAUUUAGGACCCACUGUGGUAGUUUGCGUGCUGUUUUUAAACGCCCCACCGUGCUCUAAGCAAUCAUGGCACACAGAUUAUCAACCAUGUGCUUCUAUCAGACUGUGCAUAAUGCUUUUUCUCCUUUGCACGGUACAGGUAAGGGAAGUGGGUAAGAUGAGAAGGAAUUGUUCUGAUUUCCUGUUCCUGUUUUUCUCAGCAGCAGCACCCACCAUCCUGUUCAUCUGUGAUCCUGAUGAACUCACUGCAUUGAGAAACAUGGCGAACCCGGCAGGAGAUUUAAAUCUUUGAGUUAUGAUUUCUAAGGUUUCAGCUUUAUAAAGCUGUGUUAGAUCUGAUAGGGCUUUCAGUGUGAGAGAUGUUACCCUGCAUUGUUGACAGUUCACUUUUUACAUUUUAUACAUUUGAGGCAGUGCGGUUAGCAAGUGAAAGCAGCAAACCACAACCGCGAGAGAGAGACAGGUGUGCAGAAAGCCUGCACAGAGCUCAGUUGAAGAAAAGAAAAAAAGCACCUCUGCAGGGUUUCACCUCGUGUCCAUCAUUAACACCAAAUGUCACAGCAACACAACAGCAAAUGCCAAUGAAAGUACAACUAACUCUCAGUAUGAACAAAAAAAAAGAUUCAGGAAAUGUCUUCAUUCAAAACUGAGCUCAUGCUGAUUAUUAUCAGGGAGAAAUAUGUGAGGUCUUAGUCUCAGUUUAGUAUUUACUGACUGUGUGGCUUUGAUCUUCAGCCACCUUUUUGGGCACAGAAUCACUAAAUUCCACUGAAGUAACAUUUACAUAAAACUUCACAAUGCUUUUCACUUCAACACCUACGACUUCUCAGGUAGGUCUGUUCAAAGAAAUGUGACUGUUGGGCUAAAGAACGACUUCCACCUGAUGAAAACCACCAAACCUUCGCUUUCUAUUUUUUCUUUUAAAUAUGUAAAUUAUGCAAAGUGUUACACAUGAGAGAGAACAUUUUCAGGAUGUUAUAAUCUCGUAAAAACAAAGAGCCAUGCUGUGAGAGUGUGCGUUUAAAACAAGUUAAUGACAGACACGACUGUAGUUUGAUCUCUAAUGUUCACAUUUUAUUUCAUAUAUGCUGCACCAACAAUUGGAAUAAUAAUAAAGUCUUUUUUUUGUGACAUGGUUGCACCCCACGUGGUACCUUAGGAAGGUACCAUGUGAUGUGGUAUCUGACAGCUAUCAGUGAGAUGAAGGGAAAUCACCAUCAGACAGAUCUGUGCGCAGCGGCUUUACCUUCAGCAAACGGCUCUCAGGCAGCAUGACUUCUCUCAGGGUUCUCCAAAACUUUCUGCCGACUGUGCUGCUCUGGUUGAUGAACUCCAAGUUUUGCUUCUCGGAGGAUGGAAAUUACACGACCACGGCGCUCUUCACAGAUUACAGCAUUGCUAGCAUGGAUUACAGUGACUUUCCCGAACUCUGUAUGAAGGACGCCAACCGUCAGUUCCGCCUCGUGUUCAUGCCUGUCCUCUACUCCAUCAUCUGCUUUCUGGGGCUGGCAGGAAACAUGCUGGUCAUCCUCACUUACCUCUACUUCAAGCGGCUCAAGACCAUGACGGAUGUGUACCUGCUCAAUCUGUCCUUUGCAGACCUACUCUUCGCCCUGUCACUCCCCUUUUGGGCAGCUAACUCCAUGGUGAGCUGGGUGCUGGGCCUGGGGCUGUGCAAAGCCAUGCACACCAUUUACAAGGUCAGCUUCUAUAGCAGCAUGUUGCUUCUCUCCUUCAUCAGUGUGGACCGCUACUUUGCCAUCUCCAAAGCCAUCUCUGCUCACCGCCACCGCUCCCAAGCAGUGAUUAUCAGCAAGCUAUCAUCCGCUUUGGUCUGGGUGUUGGCCCUGAUCUUCUCCGUACCAGAAAUGGUGUACACCACCAUCAAUAACAACACCUGCACUCCUUUCUCCAGCAACUCGGACCCGCUUCGCGUCACCGUCCAGGCGAGUCAGAUUGCUUUGGGUUUUGCGCUUCCUUUCCUGAUUAUGACCUUCUGCUACAGCAGCAUCCUCAGGACCCUUUACUACGCUCGUAAUUUUGAACGGAAUAAGGCCAUCAAGGUGAUCCUCGCUGUGGUCACCGUCUUCCUGGUCUUCCAAACACCUUAUAACGUGGUCCUGUUUUUGAACACAGUUGUCACAGCACAAGGAGGAACCGAGGACUGCCAAUACGAUAACAUCCUCCUCUAUGCCACUGACAUCACCCAGAGUUUGGCCUUCCUAAGGUGCUGCCUGAACCCCUUUGUCUACGCCUUUGUUGGCACCAAGUUUCGUUAUGACCUCCUGAAGCUACUGAAAGAGUUUGGCUGCAUGAGCCAGGAGAGGUUCUUCAGGUAUACCUGUGGCAGGAGGCGGAGCUCUGUGCCCACCGAAACUGAGACCACCACCACAUUUUCUCCUUAAAACAGUGUCAGUACGGACGAGCUAUCAAAACCUGCCGAUACAGUGUUACGCACCUGCUUAUAACAGCGUUAUGGACAAAUAUCUGAAAGCCUGUUUUUUAUAUGUAGAUAGCAGAAGUUUGAUUCAGGGGUGGGAAGUCAGUUUUCCCAAGAGGCCACAGUCUCAUUGUGGUCCCUCCUAUGGAAAACUAAUUCGACACAUCUGACAUAAAUGGAUUUGUUGCUGUUCGUCUUUUUGUCUUUGUGUAUUUGCUGCAGGGUAGAAUACUUCAAGAUUUUUGUGAUCUUAAAAUGAACAACACAGACCAUGUAGUAUUAAACCUGCUUACCACACACUGACAAAUGAUUCAGAUGUAAGUGCACUUUUUAUUUUGACAUCAUUUGUAGCAGAUCUUUGGUCUAAAUGUUUUUCUUUUGCUCUUUUUAACCACUUGUUUGUUUUUAUCUCUUUAAAACAUUUAUAAACAUUUUUGUAUUUGCUGCAGUGAAUAUUAUCUCAAGAAGUCUUUGCUUGUUAUUUCAAAACUACCCGAACCCGGUCAUUUACUGUUUAUUUGCUCUUUUCUGCUCUAUUUGAGAAUAUCCCACUUUAUCAAAACAAGAUUAAAUUCAUAAAACCAGAUUUCAGAUGCACUGAUUACAGCUAAAAUAAAGAGUUGCUUAGACAUACGAUGCUUUUUAUUAGUUUUCUGUGCUGUGUAUAGUGCUCCAAUGCUGGAGCACUAUACACAGCCACAGCCACAGUCAUUAGGAUGACUUCUACAUCAGCUGAUGGAGGAAUCCAAACAGUCUGUGGGUUCAAACUGAAUUCCCACAGUGAGUAAUAUGGAUGCAUUCCAACAGCUGGCAGUUCAGUAUGCAGACCACAGAAGUGCAUCUUUGCAGUAACACAUCUGGAGCUUUCAGUCACAGCUAGUGCAGUUCCUCCACGCUUCUUCUUAAAAUAUUCAGGCUGAUGCAGAAACAGCCUCUAAAAUACAGGGAAAAAAUGUAAAAAGUUUCAUAACAAACCUCCGAUGGAGACGUGCAGAAACAAGGAAACAGUACUCAAAGUAAACGAGGGCUUAAAUUAAGUCAUGCCAUGAAAGUAAGAUGCAACCAAAUUAUAUCUGUGUAGAUUCUCAGUUAUCCAGGUCAUAGUAGUCUCUGGAG